Molecule: messenger RNA, 1290 nt
Organism: Lodderomyces parapsilosis
Lineage: Eukaryota; Fungi; Ascomycota; Pichiomycetes; Serinales; Debaryomycetaceae
Product: ERMES complex subunit
Exons: 1
Coding region: 1-1290 (429 amino acids)
Biological process (GO): phospholipid transport; mitochondrion organization
Cellular component (GO): endoplasmic reticulum; ERMES complex
Molecular function (GO): lipid binding
Source: RefSeq, a predicted model, not a curated record
AUGCCUUCAAGCCUUUCAACAGUAGAACUACCGGCUUCGCGACUGGAAAUAUCCAAAGAGGACACCCAAAUACAACUUUUGCAACAAUUACAGGAACAAUUGAAAGCACAACAAGAGAUUUUGAGCCAUCAGCAUGAAGCUUACAUCCUAGAACAAUCAAAGCAUCAAUACCAGCAUGCACAACCGGAAAGCCUACACAAUCUACCACUUCAUCAGCAAACCACUCAUUGGAGUUUCACACAGGGUUUGAUUGUUGGUCAAUUGAGUGUCAUAUUUAUUGUCGUUAUAUUUAUCAAGUUUUUCGUAUUUGCUGAUUCAUCGACCACACCAUCGAAAACCAUUAUUCGAGAUGCAUCUGGUGUAAUUGUCAAACGAGAUAAGAAACAGGCCAACAACAAACGUAAUUCUUACCUCAACCCGGAAGAAGCUGAUGCAUCAGCUGAAGAUGAACGAUUAUUGAGUAAUCGAGCUAAAGUCUCAGCCAUUUUGGAAAAAACAUACUAUGACGUUCACAAUCACGCUCCCGAAUCACUCGAUUGGUUCAAUGUUCUUAUAGCUCAAACCAUAUCACAUUUCAGAACUGAGGCUUUAUUAGCUGAUAAUAUAUACCAUUCAUUGAAAGAUUUUCUCGACCAGAGUGCAUUACCAGAUUUUAUGGACAAGAUUAGCUUGACUGAAAUCGAUAUUGGCGACGAUUUUCCAAUUUUUUCAAAUUGUCGUAUAAAACAAAGCAACGAAGAUACGGGGAGAUUAGAAGCCAAAAUUGAUGUUGAUUUGUCCGACACAUUGACUUUGGGCAUUGAGACUAGAUUGCUAUUGAAUCAUCCACGACCAUUAACUGCAGUUUUACCAGUGGCGUUAACUGUGUCUUUGGUGAGGUUUUCCGGAUGUUUGACUGUUUCAUUAAUCAAUACAAACGAUCAGGAGUUUGUUGAUCUGAAGUACAUCAACAACAACAACACCAGCAGCAACAACAAGCCUGAACUGAAUGGCUCUCAACAACAUCAAAGAAAUAACGAUAGUGACAAUGACAACGGUAAUGGAACAGCUUUGAUGUUUUCAUUCUCCCCUGAUUAUCGAUUAGAAUUUGUCGUUAAAUCGUUAAUUGGCUCAAGAGCCAAAUUACAAGAUGUACCCAAAAUUUCCACUCUAGUUGAAAAUAGAUUGCGCACUUGGUUUAUUGAACGAUGCGUUGAACCUAGGUUUCAAGUUGUUCGCUUGCCUUCAAUGUGGCCCAGAACCAAAAAUACAAGAGAACCAAUAAAGGUGAAGGAAGGUGAUGAAAUGUAA